Messenger RNA from Schistosoma guineensis, 969 nucleotides. The record is from the annotation of a GenBank genome assembly. Lineage: Eukaryota; Metazoa; Platyhelminthes; Trematoda; Strigeidida; Schistosomatidae.
AUGUCAGAUAAUCGUAGUAAAAGUUUUAGUUUACCACAUAUUUGUAACUAUGAUGGAUUAAGUACCUAUUCAUUAAAUCAAUUAAAAUUGGAUAAAAAAACAAAACAAUCAGUUUAUUAUAUUUGUCAUAUAUGUAUAUUAAAAAGUAAACAAAUGAAUAUAAAUGAUGAAUUGACUAAAGAUAAAGCAGAAUAUUUAAUUGAAAAUAAUUUAAAUAAACGUUUAGCUCAUUGUAAUUUAUAUUGUUUACAAGAUCAAAUACGUUUUGAAAAAUCAAAACAAUGCGGUUCAAAUCCACCAAGAAAAUUUAUAUUAUAUAAACAUAUUAAAUGUAUAUAUAUCUCUGAAAGUAAACCAUAUACAUUUAUAUUAUGUAUAGAAUAUGAUAAAGCUAAAUGUAAAAUUUAUGAAGUCUAUAAAUGUAAAUUAUCACAAGAUGUUAAAAUGCUUUAUAUUUUAUUACAGAAAGCAUUAAAUGAUAAAGAAUUUUUAUUAAGAGAUGAAUUAAAAUGUCCAAAAGUAUCUAUUGGAUUACAAUGUUGUUUAAUUUAUGAUAGAACUAUGAAUACUACUAGUAAUAUCAAUCCUUCUACAUAUGAAAGUAAUAUUCAUUAUAAUAAUGAAAAAUAUAUGAGUAAUAUUAAAAGACAAUCAUUAUUACCAAUGAAUGAAUCAUUAUCUAGAACUAAAUUUACUGGUGUCACUACAAAUAUUUAUGAAGAACAUUCUAAUGAAUUGAUUCAAAAACAAGCUAUCACUUCAAAUUCACUAUCUAGAUAUUCUGAUAUUUCAAUGGAAUUAUUACAAAAGUUGAAUAGUGCCUAUAAUCCAGAUGGUGAAUAUAACAAUAAUAAUAGUAAUAAAACCUGGCAUAAAUCGUUGGUAUUAUUACAGACGGAUUAUAUAAGAGGUCCUCGAAUCAAUGACAUUGGUCCUAUUUAUAUGUUUGUAGCAAGACAACUGAAAUAA